GAUUUUGCUGUACAGUGUAGCUCACAGCACAAGAAAUACCACGUGAAAAUGGCAAACCCGUUAAUCGAUUAAGUCCAGGGUUUUUGUUUUUAAAUAAAUAUACGUUUUAUUCACGUUUUUUGUUUGUUUUUAUAGCUACUUGUGGCUUGUUGAACAAGCAGAUAAUUGAUGCGACGAAGUCGUGUAUAGUUGUUUUAACUGGAUUUACUUGUAGCAAUGGACUGUAGUUAAACAGAUUUUUUUCAACAAAUAUCUGUUAAAACACGCAUAAAUCGUUCUGCGUUUGUGAUACAUUUAAUAAUUUUGGUUCGUCCAAUACGGUAUUUACGGUAGAUUGAUGUUGAUGGGAGGGGUUAAGAAAGCUCAAUAUUGUACAGAUUGUCACUGAGCCCCGAGAGGUAGUUUUGCAGCGGACCAGUUACAUCGAACAGGUCUGUGAGUGUGUUUCCUCAUCCUCUGUGCUGAACUGAAAGUCUCAUCUCCUAUACAAGGUGCGAAUUACAGUCUACAUCUCUUUUCCCACUGACUCGUCUGUGCGCUGAAUCUCUGAGGGACGGAAGUCUUUGCCUGAACAGCCCAGCGUUCACCUCCGGGAGCUCCAGCCCACCUUGUCAGUAAGGAGAGAACCCGGCCCCCCUUCCCCCGGUCACCAUGGCAGAUGGUCGGCAGCCUGAGGACAGUGUACCGCACUGGGGCCCUCCAGGGGCCCAGGACCCCGUGCCCCCUGCUGGCCACAGUGAGAACGGCUUCUCCUCUUACAGGGCCUGCCAGCCGGGCGGGGCCAACCCGGUCACCGCGCCCUACUCUGCGGCCAAAGAAAACGGCUUCAAUGGCGACCUGGCUGGCGGGGAUGCAGUGACAGCAGAGCAAGUGUCUGCACGGAUCGUGCAAGAGGUGACAGCCGAGGCAGUGGCUGUACUGAAGGGGGAGCAGGAGCCUCGCCAGGACACCGCUAAGAGGCUUCCCUCAGUCGAGGACUCCACCAACUUGCCCCCAUCUCCUCCCCCCUCUCCCGCCGCUGAGCACUUCGCCCCCCUGGAGCCAGACGUAGAGGGUGAGGAGAAGGCAGUCCCUCUCCGACGCUUCCAAAAUUCUCGGGAGAGGUGCAAGUUCCUCGCCCCCUCCAUCUCGGUGUCUGUGCCCGACGAUGACCCCUCCCACUCUGACGAGGAGUACUAUGAGCACCCUUUGUUCAGCCCAGAGUGGAGUCGGCACGGUUCUCGCCCGUCGGGGCAAGCCGUCCCGAUUAGACAGAUCGAAGAAGAGACCAUAGAGGCUAUUACAGCUGCUGACGAGGAAGAGGAGAUAACAGCGGAUGCAGCAGCUCUUGAGAAGCAAGAGCAGCAGAGCAGUGGGGAGGAGUCUGAGCAGGGGCCUGAGGAGGAGCACUUAGGGCAGGCAGAGAUCUUAGGCGAGGCCCAGGGCCAGCCUUGUCUGCAGGCCGAGACAGCUAACGUGCCUGCAGAAGCCCCGAACGGAACGGGCCACAAGGCCCUGUUGGAAACGUGUGAUCAGGAAGCCCUGAAGAUGGAGGUGGGGAGGCCGAGCAGUGAGCAGGCCCCUCCCACUAGCCCAGACGUCCUUGGACCGGGCCAGUGGUCCAUGGCCCAAAGCGCCACAUUCCUCUCACCGGAUUUAGCUGCGGAUAUGGAGGACCAAACUGCUCCCAGGACCACCGCUGAGAAGCAGCCCUCUGUGGAGGUGCUGGAGACUAGCAGUCUCAUUACCACACCUGGCUGCUAUGCAGAUCGCCAAGAUGAUGGUGAAAUCGGAAUGUAUGGGAAGCCAGUGCUGCCUAGGGGGCAGGGUAGUGAGGAGUUGAAAGCAGCCUGCCAGACUGCACCCUCAAAUAGCAAAGGAAAGGAAGAGAGUCCUGCUGCGGGGGGGCAGAAGCUGCACUCAGACAUUGUCGAUCUAUCGGCCACUGUGGACAAAUCUGGAAUGUCUGCUUACUUUGAGACCUCAGCUCUGAAGGAAGAUGAAAGGGGGAUCCAAAGUGAAGGCUACUACGAGCUGAGUGAUGCCAGACAGAGGACCUUGGAGGGUGGUCCCCCACCUGCUGAAAUCAGCUACAGCACCUUGGCUCAGACACAGUCCCUGGAGGACACAACCGAGGUCAGGAGGAGCCCGGCAGAUGAGCUACAUGCUCUCCCGCAUGCGGAGAGAAAUGAUGACUUCAGGCUGUCACCAGGGAAGCUAUCACUGGAGCAGAGGAGCUAUUCGCUUAACAUUCCCAUUGGGUCCACGAGUCAGGGUGCCAGCCAGGGCAGAGGGCCCAGGAACUUCUCCCCGCUGGCCACUGACAUUUUGUCAUUCACCAGCCAGGAGGGUCUGGAGUCCACCGACUACCUUCCAGUCACAACUCCUUGUGUGGAGAAGCAGCCUGCAUUCCCACCCCUGAUCGUGGAGACUGCCGUCUCGGUCUCUACCCCACCAUCCUCACCACCUGGUACAGCAACCAGCGCAAAGUCUAGCCCUGAGAUGGAGUCACCAGAGUCACCGGUGCCCGCAAAGUCUUAUUGCAAGAACGGCACAGUAAUGGCACCUGACCUCCCUGAGAUGCUGGACCUGGCUGGUACCCGGUCGAGGCUGGCAUCUGAUUGUACUGACCCGGAGGCUGUGAGGAGGAAGUCUGUUCCCUUUGACGUCCCCACCUUCACGGCAGAGUCCCUAGCUCAGAUGGGCCUGGUGGACAAAGGUCAGAAGGUGGCAAAGAGUGAGAGCCAGCUUGAGGACCUUGGGUACUGCGUCUUCAAUGAGUACUCUGGCCCAAUGCCCUCGCCUGCUGACGUCCAGAGCCCAAUGCAGUCCCCUCACCAAAUAUUUCCCAUCAUGUUGUCAGAGGAGGGGUCGGAUAUGGGGCCUACGGGGUUGCAGGCACAAAAUGUGGGGGUGGAAGGACAAGAAGCUGAGCUGGUGGCAAAAGCCAUCCCCCAAUUUGAAAAUGUAAAGGCUGGGGUGACUGGUGACAUCAAAGAGCAGAUCAUCCCUAAGACAGAUAGCCCAUGGCCCUCCAAAGACUCCCCAUCUCUCCUGUCAGUCACAUCUGGCCAAGAGCCCCUUUUUCCACCAAAGGUGACUGUCACCCUUGAGGUGACAAAGUCAGAGCAGGAGACGGAGGCAGAGGAGGAAAUGGCUGCUUAUGAGCGGAAAAUCCGCAAGCUGGAGACAGAGAACAGGCCACUGAGCAUGGAGGAGGAGCGCGAGCUGCGGGAGCUGAGGGAGAAGGUGAAGGACAAACCAGACCUGGUGCACCAGGAGGCCUAUGAGGAGGUGGAUGCAGAGGACGUGUACCAGCUUACUGGAGUGGCUAAAGAUAGAAUUGCUCGCCCAAUCAGACCAUCGCCAGCCUCGUCGGUGGAGAGCACCACAGAGGAAGAGAGGGCUGGCAUUCAUGAACCAGAAAAGCCCCAGCAGGAGGAUUUAGUCACACCAAAAGCUGCUGUCAAGACCUCUGACGAGAAACCCCCAAAGGUUGUCACCAAGCCAUUCACCACGGCAGUCCAAGGAGGGUCUACAGAGGAUGAGGAGGAGCAUGUGAAACUGGCUGAGGAGCUGGAGGUUGUCAUGGAGGAUAUCAAAGCACCGGUGAAGAAUGAGCAAAGGCUCACAGAGGAGAAGGAGAAGGAAGAAGGGGCGAGAGCAGCCACCGAUGAACCCGUGGAGCCCCGUGCUGCCAUCGAGUCAGUUGUUACCGUUGAGGAUGACUUUAUCACUGUGGUGCAGACUAUUGAUGAGGGGGAGCAGCCGGGACACAGCGUCCGCUUCUCAGCUCCGCCUGAGGUAGACCAGUCACAGGUGCCCCCGGAUGAAGAGGAAGAGGAGGAGUCUGUUGAGAUGGCACAGGAAGCAGAGAUAGAGGCAGGCAGUUUAGAGGAGAUCUUGGAUAUUCCAGAAACCCCUGUGGCCCCUGCAGCCCCUGUCUUGCCUGCAACAGCAUUGGCACCUGAAAGCGAGCCCCGCACAGAGACUUACGAUGAUUACAAAGAUGAGACCACCAUUGACGACUCCAUCUUAGACACAGACAGCGCCUGGAUGGACACUCAAGAUGAUGAGAGGAGCAUCAUGACAGAAAAAAUUGAGCCCCUCCCAAAAACACAGAGUCCCAUCAAAAAGCGGCCCCAUCAGAGUCCCAUGAAAAAGCUGCCUGCGGAAAAGGACAAGCGGGUGAAGGAUAAGCAAAAGACUGCGGGGCGAGCAAAGGGUCGGGUCUCCACCCCCGAACGCAGACCCACCCGGAAGGACCCCAGCUCCACCCCCAGAGAGGAAAUCAAGAAGAAAAAAGGUUUUUUCUUCAGUGCUGUGAUUAAGAAGGCUGAAUUUACUAAAACAGCAGAAAUUCAGACGCGCUCUCCCUCCCGGAAAAGCGUUUUAAAGCCUGCGGCCAGGCAGCCCAGGCCCGCCCAGCUCCACGGCUGUGCGAAACGGAAGCCCACAGCUGUUCCUGAAGGCCGGCAGCCCCUCAGUGUGGCCCGUCAGUCUCGGGACAGGACUGCAAGCCCCGCCCACUCCACAUUAACAAAGAUCCCCACCUCUAAAGUUCGGGCCGUGGCCCUACAGCCCCCCCGCCCAAGCUCUGCCUGCUCUCUUCCUAAAAGGAGCCCUCUGGUGGACGCAGAGGUCUGGGGGCCCCGCCCCUCCUCUGCCGGCCCCCACGACUCCCCCACUCAGAGGCUCAUAGACAAGGAUGGAAGCUCGCGGAGCCCUGAGAAGAGGUCCUCCCUGCCCCGCCCUGCCUCCAUCUUGACGCGCCGAGCUCACCCUGCGGAACAUGAUGAGACCUCCACCUCCAUCACCAGCUCCGGCUCCACUGCCCCUCGACGCCCCACCUCGUUUCGUACUGAGGGCAGGUCAGAGCGCAGGUCCAGGCGCACCCCCAGUAUGACAGGCAUAGAAUCGGCCCGAUCCCGCUCGGCCUCCACGCCCCACGCGCCCGGGUCCGCCCCCAUCACCCCCGGGACCCCGCCCAGCUACUCCUGCCGCACCCCCGGCACGCCUGGCACGCCCAGGUCCCUGAGCCUGCUGUCUCAGGAGAGGAAGGUGGCCGUCAUCCGCACGCCGCCCAAGUCGCCUGCCUCCGCGUCCAAACAGCUGCGCGUGCUCAACCAGCCGCUGCCUGACCUCAAGAACGUCAAGUCCAAGAUCGGCUCCAUCGACAACAUCAAGUACCAGCCCAAAGGGGGCCAGAUUCAGAUUUUAAACAAGAAGCUGGACUUCAGUCACGUACAGUCAAAGUGUGGCUCCAAGGAUAACCUGAAGCACUCUCCCCGUGGAGGCAAUGUUCUAAUUCCAAGUGUAAAACUGGACUUUAGCCACAUCCAGUCUAAGUGUGGCUCCCUGGACAAAAAGCAGCACUCAGCAGGAGGUGGAAACGUGCAAAUCCAAACAAAGAAGAUUGAUCUGAGUCACGUGACCUCCAAAUGUGGAUCUUUGGACAACAUCCGCCAUCGACCAGGUGGUGGACAUGUGCGCAUAGAGAAUGUGAAGCUGGAGUUCAAAGAUAAAGCCCAGGCCAAGGUGGGCUCCCUGGAUAACGCCCACCAUACCCCAGGGGGCGGGAGCGUGCAGAUUGAGAGCCACAAGCUUCCGUUCCGGGACACGGCGAAGGCGCGCGUGGACCACGGGGCGGAGAUCGUGACCCGGUCACCGAGUGGUCUCACCCCUCCGCACUUCAGCAACAUGUCGUCCUCGGGCAGCAUCAACCUGCUGGAGUCUCCGCAGCUCGCGACGCUGGCCGAGGACGUCACCGCCGCACUGGCCAAGCAGGGCUUGUGAGUGCCUGGCCCCCCCCACCUUCCCCAGGGCCUGGCCACACCCCCACCUCGCCCAGCCCUCCCGUCACUCCCCCUCUGCAGCACAGCAGCAGGCUGGAGCCUGCUGGCAUUGUGAACGAGGGACACCCCCAGCUCCUCGACUCCAAUUGAAAAAUAUUAUUAAAAAAACCUCGAACUGUAGUGACUGCAUCUGGGAUAUAACAGAAAAAUGUUUUUUUUUCUUUUUUGUGUUGGUUUUAAUCACAUUCAGAGGAGGUAGUCUGUAAUUACUUUAUUUGUUUUUUUCCCCCCUCUGUUAAACAGUAUGUAUGAUCUUGGUGAACGGUUCCCACCCACCACUGGUCCUGGGUCAUUUUGGCAUGAUUAUUCAGUUGGAAAAUGCUUGAGGUUUUGGAUUAGGGACUGGUAAUCUGGUCCUGGAGGUCAGUGUUUUAAUCCCUACCAACCUCAGAGCCUUUUCUACGAAAGUAAGGGCAGAAUUUCAACAUUCCACUCAAGACAUGAUUUUCUGCCUCCGUCAAUGCAUGAAUACCAGCUACAAACACGCAUCAGCGGUAAAUCAUGCAAAUCCAACAUUGCAUAUAUAUGUCUAUAUAUAUAUAUAUCUAUAUAUAUAUAUACAGACACACAUAUGCACCAGAUCAAUUUUCAACAUAAAUUACUCAGCCAUUUUUAAAAAAAGGGAUGACAUCUACUAUAAUAACUUCUUCUACCUGUAAUAUUGCAUUAUUGCAAGAAUAAACUAUGGUAUGAUGAGCAUGUAUCAAUUUUAGUGCAAAAAAAGGUUAUUUUCUAUUUUAAACAAAGGUUUUAGUAAGUUAUUUCCAGAAUUAUUGGGAAAAAAAUGAGUACUUCAUGUUUUGUAGAAUAGUAAUUAUGUCAUGCUUCCCCGAUGGCUGCAUUUGCAGAGCUCCCGGGUCCAUAUUAAACCAUGCCUCAUGGGGGUGCUAGAAGGCUAGCUAGCUAGCUUUCACAAAGAGCAGGACUCGUUUUUAGGAUGUGAAUUGACCGUCAAGGCAACAAGAACCCUCAGACUCUGUGAACACACAUGGUAAGGCGGAUGAUGAUGGAAUGCAUUUAGAUAGCACCAUGCACAAUAUAACAACACAUUACAGAGCAAGAGGAAGCUCACCUCCACCAAUCCAGUGUUUAUCAGCCAUCUGAGUGAUACACAGCUGCCAUUUGGCAGCAGAACACUCUCACCUCCCACAAUAGCUUAUAGCUGAGGUGGUGAGAGAGGGAAACAAAGCAAUGAAUUUGAAUGUUUUCCACAUUUGGUGUGGAUUCACCUCCUGCAUGAAGGCCAGAUGGACAUGCCAUCAUGUGACUUAGACCCCCCCCUCCCCCCAUGACAACAUGGUCAUAGACAACCCACUGGACCCGGAGAGGCCUAGGGCUUGCAGUCAUCAGAGAAGCUACCUCAACAGAAUUACGGUUAUUAUUUAAGACUUUUCAAUUUAGGGAGCAGCUAUUUUUGGACACAUGACUCUGUGUUCCAGACCUCGGUCUAUUCAAGUUACAUUAGGAUUCUAGUAGUUUUGUUUUGUGUAAAAAUAAAUAAAAAAAGAAAAAAAGGAAAAAUGUUAUUGAAAAAGAAAGGAGAAUCUCAUUCAUCUUGCAUCUGUUUGAUAGUGUUAUAGUAUAUUUUUCUCUGUUGCCAUUUGUGCUCCCCUCUGCUGGAAACCCCUGAUGUUUGUUCCGCUUCUGUGUUUCUUCAGCAAGACUCCUAUCCCCUCUGCCAGUGUUAAUGUACUUAUGAGGUCAUGUAGAUGUAUGCAGUUUUCCCUCCUCUUGAAAUAGUACUGAUAAUCAAAUGCUCUUAAUAAUGACAAUAAAAGAACUCAUUAGCAUGAAGUGUU
Anguilla anguilla (European eel) is the source of this 7633-nucleotide messenger RNA. It is a transcript of the gene map2, whose product is annotated as microtubule-associated protein 2. Bases 652 to 5775 code for a protein of 1707 amino acids. NCBI's taxonomy places the organism in Eukaryota, Metazoa, Chordata, Actinopteri, Anguilliformes, Anguillidae. Gene Ontology annotation, molecular function: microtubule binding. The transcript is spliced from 21 exons. The record is from RefSeq and is a predicted model, not a curated record. Gene Ontology annotation, cellular component: neuron projection. Gene Ontology annotation, biological process: microtubule cytoskeleton organization; neuron projection development.